This is a messenger RNA of Filobasidium floriforme, 1118 nucleotides long. RefSeq lists its product as uncharacterized. The transcript has 6 exons. Lineage: Eukaryota; Fungi; Basidiomycota; Tremellomycetes; Filobasidiales; Filobasidiaceae. The coding region runs from base 61 to 1002 and encodes 313 amino acids. The record is from RefSeq and is a predicted model, not a curated record.
UUCUGAACGUAGUAAAUCACAGACAGCAGUAGCGGAAAAUCCAGCUCUCAUACAAUAGCCAUGCGGAGCAUCUCCCUUGUUGAAUCCCUCGCGGGGUCGCUCCGGCACGCUAAUCACAGCUCAUUGCGACCUUCAAUCAGCAUGUGUGGAAACCCGAGAUAUCGAUCUUUGAGCCGUUAUUACGGCGACCACUCUUCCAAUCGAUUCACUUCGACUCUGAAAUUGUUGAACAUGGGAGAGGGCGUCAAGACUCUACGGAUUGGGACCGAUACAUCGGCAGCUAAAGAGCUUAUCGAGGAAAAACUCCCGUACGUUUGCCAAAUCGAGGUGGACGGUGACGAAGCUUUGGAUGUCAUCACUACGUGUAUCGACCUCAAAGUCCCCGUGAUUCUGGUUGCCGGUAAAUUAACUGCUGAAGGAAACAAGAAAGUCGCAAGCGUCUUGACAGCUCAAUCCAUGUCGAGGCUUGUCGGCCCCGGUUGUCGAACGUUUGUGAUCCCGUCCGCCGGUAUCAGAUCAGCUGUGAAUGAGACCGAAGAUUACAUCCCGGGGCGACUAGGUAUUAUCGCGGUAGAAGCGGACGCGUCUACAAUCAUCAGAACGACGGCCAAGGAUGGAAUGGGACACGCUGCAAUAUUCGAACUGGCCAGUCGCGAGGGAGGGACAUAUAGCUGGGAACUCUUGCAAUGGAUGUUGAGCGAUUCGAGCAAAGCCGAAGCGAUUUGCAUCUUGGCAAAGAACGCCGAUACCGAAACUUUAGCGGUCUACAAGCGUUAUGUCCAGGCCGCACCAGAAAACGAAUACAUCAAGAAAGUCUUCGCUAUACUCGGUGACGGUGAUGAAAAACUCUGGGAAGAGGCAGGCAUCCGUGUUGCCAAUGACGAGGGUCAUCUUGUCGAGCUGAUAGGAAAAGAGCUGGAAAUCAUCGACAGAAAGAAAGCCACGGUCGAUAAAUCGGAGGUCGAGCUCACGGAUAUUCCGUCGGCCGGCAAGACCAAUUGAGGCCAUGUAUAUAUCCCCAGGUGAUCGCUUGUCCACACCCAAGUUGUAAUUACAGAUAAAUCCUAAAGUAAUUGAUGUAGUUGAACCUGCAAAACGCCUUACAACAGAGCAUGCUC